AUGGAUUCUCCUCCUCUGAAAGAACCGCUCCUCACAGCGACGGGGUUCUUAACCCGAAAAUAUCUCUUCGCCGAUGCGACUCCUGAGAAUGGAGAUGAGUCGGUACCGCUCCCAGUAUGGGCGUUCUAUAUCUAUCACCCCGGGAAGAAAAUCCAGGCAUUGUGGGACUUGGGUAUAGCCAAGGACUCCAGCAAGAUCUCACCAUCCAUUCAAGAGGCCAUGGCAGCUGUCAUGAAACCAACAAUCACCCAAGACGCUGCAGAGAUUCUUACCAGUAACGGGAUUUCGCCUGCCGACAUCAACUAUCUCCUCAUAUCCCACCCCCACGUAGACCAUAUCGGGGAUCCUUCAAAGUUUCCCAACGCGAUGAUGAUCCUCGGAAAAGGAACACAGGCUUAUUGCCGCCCGGCAUGGCCCAUAAGCCCUGACUCAGGGUUUGUGGAGGAGAACUUCCCAGAUGGUCGUGUACGGGAGCUCGAGGAUGCCGAUUAUGCGACAUCUGUGGGUCCGUGGCCGAAGGCGCAUGACCUUUUUGAUGAUGGGAGUGUGCUAUUGAUAGAUGCGCCGGGGCAUCUUCCAGGACACCAGGUUGCUCUAGUAAGGACGGAAAGGGGGAGGCUAUUGUUAGGCGGUGACUCUUGCCAUCACUGUGCUCACCUCACGUCGUUCCAGAAGGGCGGGAAUAUGAGUUAUGUUAUGCACUUGGAUGAAGAUGAUGCGAGACUGAAUUUGGAAAGAAUAGACCGAUUUUUGAAGAAAGAAGAGGAUGUAAAGCUUUGUUUAGCGCACGUUGGGGAACAUAAUGAGGGGUUUGAGAAGAUCUAUGGAAACGCGUAA
Morchella importuna is the source of this 837-nucleotide messenger RNA. RefSeq lists its product as uncharacterized. NCBI's taxonomy places the organism in Eukaryota, Fungi, Ascomycota, Pezizomycetes, Pezizales, Morchellaceae. The transcript is spliced from 3 exons. The record is from RefSeq and is a predicted model, not a curated record. The coding region runs from base 1 to 837 and encodes 278 amino acids.